Molecule: messenger RNA, 828 nt
Organism: Eruca vesicaria subsp. sativa (arugula)
Lineage: Eukaryota; Viridiplantae; Streptophyta; Magnoliopsida; Brassicales; Brassicaceae
Source: the annotation of a GenBank genome assembly
AUGUGUGACUUAACACCAUUGACUCCAAGUAAGCAACAAGAAUGGUACUCUGCUUCAACAAUGGAGUAUCCAUGGCUGUCUCACGUUGAUUCCUUCUAUCCCACUCUUCCUUCUUUUCCUUAUCCUUCUUUCGACCAAACAGAUGAAUUCAAGGACUAUAAUAUCAUCAAUCUUCCUUCUCACUACAUGAAUCUUGCUCACAUAAAUGUUAGUAAUAAUGAUCAAGAAGAAGAAAAAGAAUUGGUGGAGAAGAAACUGAAUCACAAUGCAAGAGAACGCGACCGCCGUAGAAAGAUAAACUCCUUAUACUCAUCACUUCGUGCUCUCUUGCCUCCUUCUGAUCAAAAGAAGAAGUUGAGCAAUCCAAUGACCGUGGCGGGAGUGGUGAAGUAUAUACCAGAGCAGAAGCAAGAACUUGAAAGUUUGUCUAGGAAGAAAGAAGAGCUUUUGAAGAUAAUCUCCACAAAGACAGCGACUCUAAAACAUCAACAAGAACAGCUGAGAAAUAGAGCAAUGAUGGACUCAUCAGUAGAUUCCUCUCCCCAAAAGAUCACAGCAAAUUGGAUCACUGACACUGAGAUAGCUGUUCAGAUUGCUACAUCGAAAUGUGCAUCUAUCUCCGACAUGUUGCUUAGGUUAGAAGAAAACGGGCUUAACGUCAUAAGCGCCUCUUCUUCUGUUUCUUCCACCGAAAGGAUGAGAGGAGACUGCAGAGUGAGAUUGGAGGAGCUCAAUGUGGUGGUGGUGAUGACCUUCUCUAUGCCGAUUGAAAGAGUUUGUUCAAACAAGAUGUGGAAAGCCCUUGUGAUAGAGAGAGGGAUUAUGUAG